AAGAAGAGCUCGAAAUAACCAGUAACAAGUUGAAUAGAGAACACCCUGAAUUUAUUGUAACUGUCAAAACAAUUAAAGAGAAAUACUUUGGUCGUAUCCCAAAAGAAUGGAUAAUAUCAAUCCUACCAGACCUUCCCAAUCUCAAGGAAACCCAAACCAUUCUCAGAUCUGAAAGCAGUACAAUAACCCUCCCAAUAAUUGAAGAUAAAUUACUCAUAAACAAACUUAAUGUCCUUAGAAAAAUAUUCCACUUCGAGAAACUACCAGCAGAAUUUCUAAUUGAACCCAA
Messenger RNA from Acaulospora colombiana, 289 nucleotides. The record is from the annotation of a GenBank genome assembly. NCBI's taxonomy places the organism in Eukaryota, Fungi, Glomeromycota, Glomeromycetes, Diversisporales, Acaulosporaceae.